GCGACACACCUAGUAAUUAGAACUGUCGACGGGGCUGCAAAAGCUCAGUUGAAAGCUCGGAUGCGAGACCGAAACGCGUAUCGUCCUACUCUAUGCGACCUUAUACUUUUGCAUUCCUCGAGAAUCGUUUGCGAACACGUCUAUAAAGAGCGAACAUGGGAAACAAAGUGGCGACGUUUACGGAGGAACAGCUGGAGGAUUAUCAGGAUUGCACUUUCUUUACGCGUAAAGAGAUUUUGAGAAUAUUCAAACGAUUUCGAGAGAUGGGUGACUCGGGAACGAUACCACGUACUAUGACGCCUCAACAAGCAUCGGGUCUUCGCAUACCACUUUCAUGUUUGACGCGUAUACCGGAGCUGAAAGAAAAUCCGUUCAGACAACGUAUAUCGGAGGUGUUCACGAGACGUCAGAGUACAGGACAGUCCUCAACCGCCGACACCGAAGGGAUCUGUUUCGAGGAGUUUCUCGAGAUGAUGUCGGUUUUUUCGGAGCAGGCUCCGCGGGACUUGAAGGUCUUUUACGCCUUUAAGAUUUACGAUUUCGACGAGGACGGUGUGUUGGGUCCCAACGACUUGGAACAUUCCUGCCGGCAGUUGGUCCAAGAUGGUCUGAACGGCGACGAGGUGGCCACAGUAUGCCGGAAAGUUCUCGAGGAAAGCGACAUCGACGGCGACGGUGUUCUGUCCUAUCUAGAAUUCGAGCAUGUUGUCACAAGAGCUUCGGACUUCAUGGCGACGUUUCACAUAAGAAUUUAAUUCUGCUCGCCCAUGGGGAGUAAUAAAACUAUUUCUGACCAAUA
This is a messenger RNA of Megalopta genalis, 799 nucleotides long. RefSeq names its product Calcium and integrin binding family member 2. Gene Ontology annotation, molecular function: magnesium ion binding; calcium ion binding. Gene Ontology annotation, biological process: calcium ion homeostasis. NCBI's taxonomy places the organism in Eukaryota, Metazoa, Arthropoda, Insecta, Hymenoptera, Halictidae. The record is from RefSeq and is a predicted model, not a curated record.